AAUAUUGACAGCACUUGUCACUGCCGAUCCAACAGUGAAACGUCACGUGAGUCGCAGGAACUUGGAAAAUUUUCUCCAAAUUCUCUUGUGAAAAAGGUGAUUUUCCCGAAAGAAGUAACUGAAAAUCAAUCAACAAGAUGACUGAGAAUAUGGCUGAUUUGAUGACAUCUCUGCACGAUGAUAAAAUCGACAUGAUUGCGGCCACAAGUGUGCUCCAACAGCAGGCCGGAGACAUCCGCCAGAUCAAGAUCAACUGGCAAUCGUACAUGCAGUCUCAGAUGAUCUCCAGCGAGGAUUACAACUGUGUUAGUGCCCUGGAUGGGGAGAAAAAGGCACAGUACUUGCAGCAGAAUCCGUCGCAGUGCGCAAAGACGCUGCUUAAUCUUCUGUCGCACGUCUCUAAGGACCAGACCAUCCAGUACAUCCUCGUGAUGAUUGACGAUCUGCUGCAGGAGGAUCGCUCGCGAGUGGAGAUCUUCCACGACUACUCGAUGAAGCGCAAGGAGAGCGUUUGGGGACCAUUCUUAAACCUCCUCAACCGUCAGGAUGGUUUCAUUGUCAAUAUGUCGUCGAGGAUUCUAGCCAAGUUGGCGUGCUGGGGUCACGAGCAGAUGCCCAAGUCCGACCUAAACUUCUAUCUUCAGUGGCUGAAAGAUCAGCUGACCGUGAAUGCCAAAGCCUAUCACCAAGAGCUUGUUGAGGCGGAUGCGAAACGCAACGCCCUGGCCCAGCACGGCAACCACCAUCAUCAGCCACACCACGAGACCUACAAAGAAGUGUCCAGUUGCGUCGAUGAUCAAGCUUCAACGGCAUCCUCGUUAAAGUCACUUCUUAUUCCGAGCAACGAGUACAUCCAGUCAGUUGGCCGCUGUCUGCAGAUGAUGCUACGCGUGGAUGAGUAUCGCUUCGCUUUCGUCUCUGUGGAUGGAAUUAGUACGAUCAUCAGCAUCCUUUCGUCGCGCGUUAACUUUCAGGUGCAGUACCAGCUGGUCUUCUGCCUGUGGGUGCUCACGUUCAAUCCGCUGCUCGCUGAGAAGAUGAACAAGUUCAACAUCAUCCCAAUCUUGGCAGACAUUCUCAAUGAUUGCGCCAAAGAGAAGGUGACACGCAUCAUUCUGGCGGUGUUCAGGAAUCUAAUUGAGAAACCUGAGGACAGUCAGGUGUCGAAAGAACACUGCAUCGCGAUGGUGCAAUGCAAGGUGCUGAAGCAAUUGUCGAUUCUGGAGCAGCGCCGCUUUGAUGAUGAGGAUAUUUCGUCGGAUGUGGAGUUUCUCACGGAGAAACUGCAGAACUCUGUACAAGACUUGAGUUCGUUCGAUGAGUAUGCCACGGAGGUGAAGAGUGGACGGCUUGAGUGGUCGCCGGUGCAUAAAUCAGCAAAAUUUUGGCGCGAAAACGCACAACGCCUCAACGAAAAGAACUACGAGCUGCUCCGUAUUCUUGUGCAUCUGCUGGAGACGGUCAAGGAUCCUCUGGUGCUCUCCGUGGCCAGUUUCGACAUUGGCGAGUAUGUGAGGCACUAUCCAAGAGGAAAACGAGUGAUUGAACAAUUGGGCGGAAAACAACUCGUGAUGCAAUUGCUGAGCCAUGAGGAUCCCAAUGUGAGGUAUGAGGCGCUAUUGGCCGUGCAAAAGUUGAUGGUGCACAAUUGGGAGUACUUGGGCAAACAGCUGGAGAAGGACAAGGAGGGCGGAGGCUCUGCUGCAAAGCCUGGAGCUGCCCCGAUUGCUGGAAAAGCCUAAAAUGGUCCUUCUGUUAAUUCGACGCAAUUGAAAUUGUAGUUUACAUUCCUCUAUUCAGUAUAAUUUCAAUUGAGGCGAAAAUAUUAGUUUGAAUGCAUCAAGUAUUAGUGUUGUAAAUAUU
This is a messenger RNA of Phlebotomus argentipes, 1863 nucleotides long. RefSeq names its product V-type proton ATPase subunit H (gene VhaSFD). Lineage: Eukaryota; Metazoa; Arthropoda; Insecta; Diptera; Psychodidae. Gene Ontology annotation, cellular component: vacuolar proton-transporting V-type ATPase, V1 domain; lysosomal membrane. Bases 138 to 1742 code for a protein of 534 amino acids. The transcript is spliced from 6 exons. The record is from RefSeq and is a predicted model, not a curated record. Gene Ontology annotation, molecular function: proton-transporting ATPase activity, rotational mechanism; protein binding. Gene Ontology annotation, biological process: proton transmembrane transport.